Molecule: messenger RNA, 1155 nt
Organism: Aspergillus ruber CBS 135680
Lineage: Eukaryota; Fungi; Ascomycota; Eurotiomycetes; Eurotiales; Aspergillaceae
Exons: 2
Coding region: 1-1155 (384 amino acids)
Source: RefSeq, a predicted model, not a curated record
AUGAAACUCGUGCUUCCUCUCCUCAGCGUUUCGACACUAUACGCUGCGUUUUACUUCGCCCAGAUCAAUGGUUCGCAUGAUUUGGCUCUGCGAUCCGUUAUAUCGAAGACAUUGCCCGGACGCGAUGAUCCUCUUCGCACUGUUUACACGGGCAUCGAGCCAAUUGACCGGUUGCUCACGGUAUUGACUGUUUUCUUCUGGCCGAUGACUGACGGAAGCACCCCUACCUUGACGCUGCAUUCUCUUGGGUUUGCCGGAACGUUUGGCUCUGCUUGGAUGCUUCUGACAGUUGAGUCGUGGAGGAAAGGCAAUACUUGGACUAUUGCUGCAUUCCCAUUCAUUUUUGGCAUCCUCGCUCAGAUUUUGACCUUUGCUUUCGCGGCACCUCUCUACGCCGGUCUACACCUUAUUUUCUCUAGCACUGCCAGCAGGCCAAACGCAGAGAGCAUCCGCGCUCCUCGUGCCGUCCUAAACGUGAUCCCUUACGCGUUCUUCAUCGGCUACUUAGUCCCUAGCCUGCUACUAAUUGCCCCUCUCUCGGAGACCAUCACCACGGAUGUGAAACAAAUCAUCAUCGCAGCCUGGCAACCCUGGCCGUUGUACAUUUCCUUCUUGACCACUAUCACACACAUCCUCUUCUCGCCAUUUGUAAGCAACGACAAGACCAUCGACGGCGGCCGUGCAACACUUAGCUCCCUUCGGAAGGUCUACGCCGUCGCUUUUGCAAAUACUGCCAUCAACCACUUGAUCCCCUGGACCAUCUCCCUUUUUACAAUCUUGGAACCUCAAUUCUUCAACAAAAACUUCGCGCAUGCUCUCCACCCCUCUAACGUCUUCCAACUUCCCCUACCAUGGGCUCAGCCGCCCCUCCAGAUUUCCGAUAUUGGCGCCGGCGUGCACGUCUUUCUCCGAUGGGACUAUAUCAUCGGGUCUACGGGUGUACUGCUCUGGGCGCUGAGCUUGCAUCGCAAUGCGCACCGCGCGAUCCUAGGCAAGGCCGGUGGUCUGGGAUUGUUGAUUAAGGCGGUACUGUUAUCUGUUGUUGCGAGCCCGGUUGGUGCUGCUGUGGAGUUGAUGUGGGAGAGGGAUGAGUUGGUUGUUCAUGAGACUGGAGGGCUGAAGUCUAGGGUUUCUGGUUCUAAGAAGUCUUCUUGA